Meriones unguiculatus (Mongolian gerbil) is the source of this 1505-nucleotide messenger RNA. It is a transcript of the gene Nkapl, whose product is annotated as NFKB activating protein like. NCBI's taxonomy places the organism in Eukaryota, Metazoa, Chordata, Mammalia, Rodentia, Muridae. Gene Ontology annotation, cellular component: nucleus. The record is from RefSeq and is a predicted model, not a curated record. Gene Ontology annotation, molecular function: chromatin binding. Gene Ontology annotation, biological process: regulation of gene expression. The coding region runs from base 39 to 1223 and encodes 394 amino acids. The transcript has a single exon.
CUUGCGUAACCGCCGCAUCCGCUGCUUGAAGUCGGCCCAUGUCGCCUGUAUCCCGGCCCCGCCCCAGUGAAGACAGCCUGGGCUCUCAGAGACGACGACGGGGCUCGGAGAGCCCCCCGUCGGCCUGGCCGACCCGACGGUCCCCGCGCGGGGGAGGUUUGGACCCUCACCUCGGCGGCCCCAAGCGUGUCCUGCCUCCGCUGGGGGCCGAGGGCGCCCGCCCAGCGCACGCCUUCGGCCGCCCGAGGUUCGGAGAGCGGCCGCCCCCGCUGGGCAUCCGCGCGUUUGCCUCCUCGCCCUCCUCCUCCGUGUGCGGCGACCACCGCUCCCACCACCACCACUACGCGGGGGACCGCUCGUGGGCCGAGGACCAGGAGAAGGAAAAGGCGGAGAGCUACCGGCAGCGGAGGCUGAAGGAGAGAGAGAGGAUCGGAGAGCUGGGAGCGCCCGAGGUGUGGGGAUUGUCACCCAAGGUUCCCGACCCAGAUUCUGAUGAACAUACACCGGCCGAAGAUGAGCUGAGGAAUCAGAAGAGCAGCAGCUCAGACUUCACCACUGAGGAAAAAAGGACAAAGAUCGGUCAUUCCACGAGGAAAAAGAGAAAGAAAAAGCCCUCCAAAAGGAAGCACAGGGAGCACUGUGAUGACAGCAGUUCAGACUCGGACAUUCAUUCCAGCUCCGAUAGUGAUAAAAAGAAAGUUAAAACCAAGAAGAAGGAGAAGAAAAAGAAACACCGGGCGAAACAGCUCAAGAAGAAGAAGAGGGCUAAAAAGGAAUGCAGUGAUAUAAGCCGCGAAGCUUACACGUGGAAGGAACAGUUGGUGAGUGCAGAUAGCACGGAUUUAAUAGGCCCAGAAGCACCUAUACUACACACCUCUCAAGACGAGAAACCUUUGAAUUAUGGCCACGCCUUGCUUCCAGGUGAAGGCGCAGCUAUGGCUGAAUAUGUAAAAGCUGGAAAGCGGAUCCCGCGAAGAGGUGAAAUUGGGUUGACUAGUGAAGAGAUUGCCUCAUUUGAAUGUUCAGGCUACGUCAUGAGUGGUAGCAGGCAUCGCCGAAUGGAGGCCGUGAGACUGCGUAAGGAGAACCAGAUUUACAGUGCUGAUGAGAAAAGAGCCCUUGCGUCCUUCAACCAAGAAGAGAGGCGGAAGAGAGAGAAUAAGAUCCUAGCCAGCUUCCGAGAAAUGGUAUACAGGAAGACAAAAGGGAAAGACGACAAGUGAGAAUACUGCGGGUCUUUUAACAACAACGGUUUUGUAUGACCAAAAUAAUAGUAAAUGGCUUUACCGUUUACCAGCGCUGUUGUACUUACUGUGUUACAAAGUACUUCUUGAGAUGUCUGAGACAGUCUUACAAACAUUACAGGAGAUGAAUAAAAAAGUGAAUGUCACCCCUGUCCCUGGUUUACGAGUACCGAUUCCCACCCGCCAAAAAGCAAGUUAUCUUAUGUAUCCUUCCACGGUUUUGUGCAUAUACAAGGCCAUAUUUUGCAGAAUAAAAGUUAA